Molecule: messenger RNA, 3285 nt
Organism: Microdochium trichocladiopsis
Lineage: Eukaryota; Fungi; Ascomycota; Sordariomycetes; Xylariales; Microdochiaceae
Exons: 3
Coding region: 1-3285 (1094 amino acids)
Biological process (GO): negative regulation of transcription by RNA polymerase II; anatomical structure morphogenesis; cell differentiation
Molecular function (GO): DNA-binding transcription factor activity, RNA polymerase II-specific; RNA polymerase II cis-regulatory region sequence-specific DNA binding
Source: RefSeq, a predicted model, not a curated record
AUGCUCGAUGCUCCCCUUCAACACCACUACCGCACUAGGAGAGCCAGCGCCAUAGAAUCGCUCAAGGAGAGCCAGAAGGCAGUAGAGGCCCACGACUCGUCGUCCGCGUCCGACUCUUUCUCAGACUCGCUGUCGUCAAGCCCGGUGAGCACGGCCAGCACGGCCAGCACGUCGCGGGACGUCCACCAGGGCGUGAGCAAGCGGCCUUUGAGCAGUAGUCGGCCUAGCCAAUUGGCAAAGACCAGCCCACAGAAGCAGCACCAGCAGCAGCCCGGCAUGGCAACAAUGACAGACGGCCAUCCUCGCCACUACCCGCACCUCCAUCUUCCCCAGCUCCUUCCCCACGGACAGCGACAGCCGCACACUCUCCAACCAUCACACCACCAUCACCAGCAUUCUCGUCACUCCUUGCUCCUCUCCCACCAUGGUGGCGCGCGCAGCGAAUACGGUGACAUACCCGGAAGCCCAGCUCCUGUGAUCGAUAGGCCUGCUUCGGCUGCUGCGCAUCUGGGCUACGGACCCGACUUUGGCCGGUCGAGCCCCCAUCUCUUUGAGGGAAGCAGCAGCCGUCCAAGCUUCCCUAGUAAUGACAACAUUAAUCCCAGAAGUAUCACAAGCGCACCUCCAGGCACCGCCACUCCUCGCGGAGGCGCAUAUCAGGAUGCCCCUCAGACACCGGCGUCGCCAGGUCGUAUGUCCACGGAUUCGACUGGAAGUGGCCAGGCUUCGCUGAAGCGUGGCCGCUCGAGAGAGAUCAAAGACGAGCGCCAGGAGCCGACCGCGCAGCCGCUUAGCCUCGCUGCAUACGGGCUGGAACCGCGCAGUCGCAAGGGGGAAACGCGACGGACCCAAGGCCACCAGGAGAUGAACCUCUAUUCGGGUGCCGACAAUAGCACGAUGACGACACAUUCUGACAGUAGGGGCCCGCCCUCUGCCUCGUCAUCCGGCAGUGCGGACGUCGCAUCGAGUGCUGGCCACUAUGCUCCAAUCGCUACUGCUACAGCUGGCAGUGGAGGCUCAAACGUGGCAGGAGGCAACGCCAGUGGUCGUGAGCUGAUCUGUCUUUGCACAAGAGCGCCAAAGGUCCCCCGACCUCGAAAUGCAUUCAUCCUGUACCGUCAACACCAUCAGGCAAACGUUGCUGCCAACAAUCCAGGACUUGCGAACCCAGAAAUCUCCAAGCUCAUUGGGGAACAAUGGCGUGAUCAGCCCGACGAGGUCAAAGAGAGCUGGAAGAGGCUAGCAGAGGAGGAGAAGAUUCGACAUCAACAGCAAUAUCCCGACUAUCGGUAUCAGCCUCGACGGGGAGGCAAGUCAGGUGCUUCCCAUGGCGGCGGUGCUCGAACUGUCGUGGCUGGCGGUGACGAUCCUGGCCGCUGCAACAAAUGCGGAGCGACACCACGAACCCCAAGCACACCGUACACUCCCGCAACUGGAGAUGCUUCCACGCCAGGGACCGCAUCGGGAUCUGGCGGCCCAGGAAGCGGAGGAAGCGGGUAUGCGUACUUUCCGCCCGGUGGCCGUGCCCUUGAGUCGGAGCAUCUGCGACGGGGCUCGAUCAGUAGUAUAGGCAGUGGAGAUUCCCAUGCGAGGCGAUACAACACUCAGGCUCAAUAUCCGCUGGCAAAUAUCAAUGAGGAUUAUGCCGCUCACCAGCAACAUCAGGCCUCGCCUGGGGAGAUGGCGUCCCCUGAUUCCAAGCGACGCCGUUACAAUAACAGCAGCACGUACCCGAUGUCACCCCCGGCGGCAGGGAACUAUACUCAUGUCGAUCCACGCUACCAGCAGUACCAAGGCUGGCAGCCGACUAGCCAGCCUUCCGGUGGUGCCUUGACAUAUGGUUCUGCACAAGUUCCUCGCGGUGAAUCGGCCACGUUGUCUCAUCAAGACGCUCACACCGGACUUUACGGGCAGCCUCCACAAUAUCACCGCUCACAACAAGCACCAUCCAGGCCACAGCAACACCAUCCCUUGUCUAUGUCACAGACACAUGGAGGCCCAUCUCAAGGUAGCCACGCUCAGCAGCAGCAGCAUCAAGCGCCACAGCUGGGUGCGCCGUUCGAUGAGUCUCUUCGACUUCCUCCACUACAGCCACAGAUUCCGCAGUCUACUUCCACGUCUGCAGGCGGACCACUCACCUACGAUAGGAGCAUAACAGAUCGCCAGUAUCAGCAAGGUCAACAGACAGAACCGAGAGGUCUGGGUAUGAGCUCCACGGAAGCGUCUCGACAUCCGCUGCAGACCGGGGCGACACAGCAACAGCAUGACCAAAAGAGCUGGUCUCAGGCGCAAUAUCAGAGCCACUCGGAAGGACACAGCCAAAGCUUACGGCAUGCUCAAGACUAUUUCCAGCCACGUCAGUCUGCUGAGCUCGGACAACCACCAAGGCGGGAAGCAGUUUCAUCCCGUGACCGGACAAGGUCCUCUUUCUUGGGCAAACUGGAAGCCCUCAGGUCAAUCCACCCGCCGCUGAGCACACAGCAAAGUCGAUCAUCCGAGACUCGUGGACCGGUGAUUGCUGUAGAGGGGGCUGAUAUUGACGUCAUAAGAGCUGUCUCGCGGGUCAUCGAGACAGCGUUACUUGUGUCUCAAGACUGUGCUGUCAAGGUGUGGUCGGAUGAGAGCCUCGCCUCUGUGUACGACAAUUUGGAGGACAGGACACAAGCGUCCCUGCCAAAGUACAUGUCCAAGAUGCUGCGGUGGCACGAGACUUCGGAAGAGCUUGUCAACUAUAUUACUCAUCACCCGCCAAAGCAGGCUGCUGCUGGACAAAGCGCAGCCUCCGUGGCUGUCGACCCGUCCAAGAUGCCGGUGGCCAUAGUGUCGACGGGCUAUAGCCUCACCAUCAGUGAUAGGUGGGCAGCGGCAUUGCAGCAGCCAGGCUUGAUGGAGCCGUACAGCGACGAGGAGCACUGGCGCUGGAUAGCGGCUUUAUGGCGCGGUAUUGUUGGUGCCGAUCUCACCAUCUACGUCCGCGAGCGGCAGGGCUCUAGCAACGACGCGGCCGGCAGCAACGGCGGUCACGGUGGUGUCGAGCUGUUGACUGCCUCUGCCGUCUCCGCGAGCAACAGUCCCACUGGCGCAAGCGGCGGGCCGACGAGGGCCGCGCAGAGCGGCGAAGAUGCUUGCGUCAUGGUGGUUACGCUGGAGAAGGGUCGCGGGCUGGAUGAGAAGCUGGAGCGCCGGCUCGGGUUCGAGAUUAUGGAAUGGGUGCGCGGCGGCGGAUUCAGUGCGGCCGCGACGCUGCGGCAGCUCAGCGCCACGGCGCUCGCCGGGGUGUCGUGA